AUGGCUUCCAGAUUAGAGGACGAUCUCUGCUGUUCUGUCUGCCGCGACAUCUUUAAAGAUCCUGUCAUCCUGUCAUGCAGCCACAGCUUCUGUAAAGACUGUCUGCAGAGCUGGUGGAAGGAGAAACAAACCAAAGAGUGUCCAGUUUGUAAGAGAAGAUCUAAGGGUCGUCCACCUCGUAACCUGGCGUUAAAGAACCUGUGUGAGAGUUUCUUACAGGAGAGAGAUCAGAGAGCUUCAGAGGCUCUCUGCAGUCUGCACUCUGAGAAACUCAAACUCUUCUGUCUGGACCAUCAGCAGCCAGUGUGUCACAUCUGCAGAGACUCAGAAAAACACACCAACCACAAAUUCAGACCCAUCAAUGAAGCUGCACAACAACACAAGAAGAAACUUCAGGAAACUCUGGAACCUUUAAAGAAGAAGUUAAAGGUUUUUAAAGAAGUUAAAGUGAAGUUUGAUCAAACAGCAGAACACAUUCAGGUCCAGGCCCGACGCACAGAGACGCAGAUUAAGGAGCAGUUUAAGAAGCUUCACCAGUUUCUAGAAGAGGAAGAGGAGGCCAGGAUGGCUGCACUGAGGGAGGAAGAGGAGCAGAAGAGUCAGAUGAUGAAGGAGAAAAUGGAGGCUCUGAGCAGAGAGAUAGCAGCGCUUUCAAACACAGUCAGAGGCACAGAGGACGAGCUGAGAGUUGAACAUGUCUCAUUCCUGCACAACUACAAGGCUGCAGUGGAAAGAGUCCAGCAGCUCCCCCUGCUGGAGGAUCCACAGCUGCCCUCAGGAGCUCUGAUAGACCAGGCCAAACACCUGGGCAACCUGGCCUUCAACAUCUGGAACAAGAUGAAGGACAUGGUCUCCUACAGUCCUGUCAUUCUGGACCCAAAUACUGCUAGUUCAGAACUCAUCCUGCCUGAUGAUCUGACCAGUCUGAGACCAGGAGGAGAGAAACAGCAGCUUCCUGAUAAUCCAGAGAGGAUUAAAGGUUACGGCUCUGUUCUGGGCUCUGAGGGCUUUAACUCAGGGACUCACAGCUGGGAGGUGGAGGUUGGAGACAAUACAAUCUGGCAACUGGGUGUGUUAGCAGAGUCUGUCCAGGGGAGAGGAGUCAUACUGUCUGGAUUAUGGAGAAUACAGUUCUUUGAAGAUAAAUACUUAGCAGUUUUACCAUCACGUGAGUUUACUGUUCUUGUAGUGCAGAAGAAGCCUCAGAGGAUCAGAGUGAAUCUGGACUGGAACAGAGGAAAGCUGUCGUUCUCUGAUGCUGACACUAACACACACAUACACACCUUCACACACACUUUCACUGAGAGGAUGUUUCCAUAUUUUUCCAAUGGAGAUUGGAAGAAUCCCCCACUGCAGGUUUUACCAGUGAAGGUCUCUGUGGCUGCAGGACAACAGAAAUAGACGAUCAGCAUCGUUCUGUUCAAGACGUCCUGAAGUCUUUGAGGAACAUGUGACUACGUUGUCCUCAU
Messenger RNA from Centropristis striata (black sea bass), 1469 nucleotides. Its product is annotated as E3 ubiquitin-protein ligase TRIM35-like. The transcript has a single exon. NCBI's taxonomy places the organism in Eukaryota, Metazoa, Chordata, Actinopteri, Perciformes, Serranidae. Gene Ontology annotation, molecular function: protein binding; zinc ion binding. The record is from RefSeq and is a predicted model, not a curated record. Bases 1 to 1401 code for a protein of 466 amino acids.